This is a messenger RNA of Penicillium paradoxum, 813 nucleotides long. Its product is annotated as HIG1 domain-containing protein. Gene Ontology annotation, biological process: mitochondrial respiratory chain complex IV assembly. The transcript has 2 exons. NCBI's taxonomy places the organism in Eukaryota, Fungi, Ascomycota, Eurotiomycetes, Eurotiales, Aspergillaceae. The coding region runs from base 1 to 813 and encodes 270 amino acids. The record is from RefSeq and is a predicted model, not a curated record. Gene Ontology annotation, cellular component: mitochondrial inner membrane.
AUGAAGCUCCUUACCAAAGAAGAAGAAGAUGCCCACUACAGCGCUGUCCUGCAAGGCGGCACCGUCGGUGGUCUCCUUGGUCUCGCCGGUGGCGUGGCCGGUGUCCUACUUGCCUCUCGCCGCUACCACACUAUCCGCAACCUCACCCUCCCCAUGAAGUCCUUCCUGGUGACGUCGUCAGGAACCUUCAUGGGUAUCAUCGCAGCCGACCACGCCUCCCGCGCAUACGAGAACGAGCGCAACGCCGCCUACCAAUGGUACGAGAAUCGUGAAGAGCGUCUCCGCCACGAGGAGAUGCGCGGUCUCAGCUUUACCGACCGCGCCGCCGCCUUCGCCCGCCGUGAAAAAUACAAGAUCAUCAGUGCCACCUGGGUCGCCUCCAUGAUUGGCUCGUUCGUGCUCGUCGGACGUAUCCCUGGCUUGACCGGUCAGCAGAAGCUCGUCCAGGCCCGUGUGUACGCACAAGGUCUGACGCUCGGUGUGCUGUGUGCUUCGGCCGCCUUUGAGAUCUCCGACCAGCGCCGUGGCCGUGGCUUGCUCGAUUCGAAGAAGCGAGCUAAUGCUGCUAAGGUCGCUGAGGAGGAGCAGGAACAGGAGCAGCAGCCUGUCCGCACUGCUCAGCCUGCUGAGGGUGAUCUCUGGAAGGAUAUGGUUGCUGCUGAGGAGGAGCGUUUGAGCUCUAAGCACCAGUCUCUCUACGAGGAGCAGAAGCAGAAGCAGCAGGCUGCUAAGAAGGCCGGUACCGAAGAGGCUAAGGCGGAAUCGAUUCCCGAGGGGAGCGAUGACAAGAAGGACUCUGAGAGCAAGAACUAA